AUGGAACCAGAGGAGCUAACAUUUCAAGAGAUAAAAGAAAUUACAGAUGGUUUCGCACAGGAACUUGGUCAUGGAUCAUUUGGAGUCGUUUACAAGGGAUUGACUAAAACUGGAAAGGAUGCUGCUGUGAAGGUUCCCCAGAAAGAAUGUAGCAAAACUGUUCCUUGGAUGACAAUGCAAGAUCAGAUGAAGAUGAGAAAGCAGUUAAGGCAGAUGGCAGAUCAACACCAGCAUUUCAACUUGUUGACAAGCGAUAGGUACAAUGAUCUUGAAUCGGUUGAUAUACACAAAAAAUCAUCAGAUGUAGCAGAAGAUUUUAUUAUAGGGAGGACAGAUGAGAAGAAAAAAAUAAUUGAUUCAUUAAUUGAGGCCAUGACAGAAAAGAUCAUUAUCCUUCCUAUAUAUGGUAUUGGAGGAAUUGGCAAGACAACCUUUGCAAGAUUGAUUUACAAUGAUGCAAACUUCAGAUUUUAUUCUCAGGUGUGGGUCCAUGUGUCCCCGAUAUUUGACUUGAAGAAGAUUGGCGACUCUAUAAUUUCACAGCUACCUGAAAAACAGAGACAAACUAAGAAGAACCUGAUUGUCUUAGAUGACCUGUGGGAGGAUAAUCCAUUUCUACUAGAGGAUUUGAAAGUUAUGCUAAAUCUUGGUGACAGCAUCAACACAAUUGUUUUAGUAACUACACGCAGUGAACAUGUCGCAGAGAAAAUUUGUACUAACAUUAAACCAUACAAGAUAAAACAUUUGACGAAUGACAUGUGCUGGGAAAUAAUAAAACAAAGAAGUGCCUUUGAAACUAGAGAUGACAAGAAAUACUUGACCAGUAUAGGAAAGGACAUUGCCCUGAAGUGUGGAGGUGUGGCUUUAGCAGCUCAAUCUGUUGGAUUCAUGUUGCAGUCUAUGAAAUCUAGUCAAUGGAUGGAAGUGAAAAACAAUAAUAUCUGGAAGGAAUCUAUUUCAGAUGAUGCCUCAUUACAAAAUCAAGUUCUUGCAUCUUUGAAGUUAACUUAUAGCUAUAUGGAUUCAUGCUUGAAGCCAUGCUUUACCUACUGUGCAAUGUUUCCAAAAGGUCAAAAGAUACAUAAAGAUGAUCUAAUUCAACAAUGGAUUUCUUUGGGUUUUAUCAAACCAACAGAAAUACACUCCAUUAUGGAACUCUGUGAAAAGUAUGUUGUCCAGCUCCUGGGAUUGUCUUUCCUUCAACAUUCUAUGUCAGCCCCGACUUAUGAAGGAGCAUAUCGUGAAAAACAAGACACAUUGUUCACAAUGCACGACCUGGUGCAUGACUUGGCAGUUUUACUCCUUGGCGAUGAAAUUAUGGAUCAGAGGCAGCAAGGCAAUACUUUGUCAAGCAGCUGCCGAUAUGCGUUGCUCACUGAUUCUAGCAAACCACUGGAGUUAUGCUUGUCAUCUUGUGCAAGGCUAACAGCACUCCGUUUUAUUGACUGCCGCAGAACUGAACUGUGUGGUGCUGCAUUUGCACCUGCUAACUUCCUGCGAGUAUUGGAUUUAAGGGAGUGCCAUAUACAGAAAUUACCAGAAUCUAUUGGUCAGUUACAGCAGUUGAGCUAUCUAAAGGCUCCUGAAAUCCAAGAUCAAUUGAUACCCGAUUGUAUCACCCAGCUCUCAAAAUUAAAUUACCUUUACAUUAGUGGAUCUGAGAUCUCAGCACUUCCAGAGUCAAUUGGAGAAAUGGCAGGUCUUGUGCAUCUCGAUAUAUCAUUCUGUUCAGAAAUAGAACAAUUACCAUUGUCCUUCAGGAAUUUGGAAAAUUUGGUGCAUCUGGAUUUGUCACACUGUUCACUUAUCACUGGUGUAUCAGAAUCACUGGGAAGCCUCAGGCGACUGCAACAUUUGGACCUGAGAUGGUGCACAAGUAUUGGAGAAGAGCUGCCAGGAGCAUUGGGCAGCCUCACAGAACUGCAAUAUUUGAACUUAUCACACUGCUCUUACCUUGAAGUUCCUGACGCUGAGGUCUUGGGCAAUCUAAACAAACUCAAGUAUUUGAACCUAUCUUCAGCAUCAUCACCGCUGAGAAGACUUCCAGAAUCUUUGGGGAGCUUCACUGAACUGGAGUAUUUGAACUUAUCAGGCUGUCGACAACUAGAAGAGUUGCCAGCAUCAUUUGGGAAGCUCUGUAGUCUGGUGCAUCUUAAUUUGUCAUAUUGUUGGUGUCUAAAUAAUAUAUGGGAUGCUUUGAGGGACCUUACCAAACUGCAGUGUCUGGAGUUACAUCAAUGUUCUAUUGAUGUGUUUAGACAAAGGCAACACGUGAGCUCCAAAUUCUUACAUGAAGCCAUGAGCAAUCUCACUGAACUCCGCUUUUUAAGUUUAUCAGAUUCGCUGUAUUUGUUCUCUGGAGGCCAGUCAGUAUGCGACAGUUUUCUGGGGUGGAUCAGUAACUUCACCAAUCUGGAGCAACUGGAUUUGUCUUCUAAUAAUGAACUUCACAUUCUACCUGAUGCGUUUGGUGAGCUGAAGAAGCUGCACACACUAGACCUCUCGUAUUGCUGCAACCUACUGUGGCUGCCCAAAAGUAUAUCUGAGAUUGACAGCCUGAAGUUUCUACAUAUCAUGCUUUGCAAUAAAUUGGAUAAGACCACGUUACCUCAAUUCAAGAGGAGAGAAGUUAUAUUACCACACUUUGUGGUCCGUACUGGUGAUGGCGAACCUAGCAGCAAUCUUGUUCUGCUCAAAGAUGAGGAUCCCACUGACUUGGAGAUCAGCAGGCUUGAAAAUGUGAAGUCCGUUGAGGAGGCCCAAAUGAUAAAACUGUUGGAUAAAAGAACGAUCCUUGAUCUGAAAUUUGAGUGGACUAGAGAUGCAAAGAGAUUUGUGGAGGACAUAGGAGUGCUGACGGAACUAGUGCCCCCCAGUAAUUUAGAAGAUUUUCUGCUACAAGGUUAUAAUAGCUUGACAUUUCCGUCCUGGAUGAUGGGCAUUACUAGCUAUUUACCUCAGCUUCGCUCUGUUUCACUAAAGGAGCUUCCCCGGUGGAGCACCCUACCACCACUCGGUCAGUUGCCAAACCUAUCGGUUCUGAAAAUCGAACAAAUGCACAGUAUCAGAAAGAUUGGUGGCGAUUUGUAUGGCGGCACAAGAGCGUUUCCUGCACUGAAGCAAUUUUAUCUAGCGCACAUGGAUAACCUCCAAGAGUGGAACACGAUAGGCUACAGUGAUCAGGAUGGCGCAAAUGUGCUCGUGUUGCCCAUGCUCAGCAAAUUGGUUAUAGAACAGUGCCCAAUUUUGCGUUUCAAACCAUGCCCCCCUAUAGGUGGAGAUAGCUGCCACACUGGAAGUAGUUAUAAAGCAAUAUUGUCAUGGGGGGGAGACAGUGCAAGUUGA
Molecule: messenger RNA, 3345 nt
Organism: Miscanthus lutarioriparius
Lineage: Eukaryota; Viridiplantae; Streptophyta; Magnoliopsida; Poales; Poaceae
Source: the annotation of a GenBank genome assembly